Loxodonta africana (African savanna elephant) is the source of this 524-nucleotide messenger RNA. RefSeq names its product signal peptidase complex subunit 1 (gene SPCS1). The transcript is spliced from 4 exons. Gene Ontology annotation, cellular component: signal peptidase complex; endoplasmic reticulum membrane. Gene Ontology annotation, biological process: protein targeting to ER. The record is from RefSeq and is a predicted model, not a curated record. The coding region runs from base 112 to 420 and encodes 102 amino acids. NCBI's taxonomy places the organism in Eukaryota, Metazoa, Chordata, Mammalia, Proboscidea, Elephantidae.
CCGCCAGGCUGUACGCAGGCCCGGACUCCUGCCCCGAGCGUUUCUGAGUCGCUGCUGCUCUCGCCCCGCUGCUCGCCGUCUGCGCUGCCCCGCCGGUCUUCUCAGGCAGUCAUGUUGGAGGCUCUGGGCUCGCUGCCCACGCAGAUGGAUUACAAGGGCCAGAAACUAGCCGAACAGAUGUUUCAGGGAAUUAUUCUUUCUUCUGCAAUAGUUGGAUUUGUCUAUGGGUACGUGGCUGAACAGUUCGGAUGGACUGUCUAUAUAGUUAUGGCCGGAUUUGCUUUUUCGUGUUUGCUGACACUUCCCCCAUGGCCCAUCUAUCGCCGGCACCCCCUCAAGUGGUUACCUGUUCAAGAUUCUGGAACAGAAGACAAGAAACCAGGGGAUAGAAAAAUUAAGAGACAUGCUAAAAAUAACUGAUGGGAGUUUUUGUGGUUCAUCUUUACUAUAGCACCUGCUUUGAGUGAGCUAAAUUGCUUUCCUACUUGAAACAUGCAUUAAAAACCACCUACAUUCUUAUGGCA